Molecule: messenger RNA, 2800 nt
Organism: Plectropomus leopardus (leopard coralgrouper)
Lineage: Eukaryota; Metazoa; Chordata; Actinopteri; Perciformes; Serranidae
Product: glucocorticoid modulatory element-binding protein 1-like
Biological process (GO): regulation of transcription by RNA polymerase II
Cellular component (GO): nucleus
Molecular function (GO): RNA polymerase II cis-regulatory region sequence-specific DNA binding
Source: RefSeq, a predicted model, not a curated record
GGAAGUGUAACGAAGCAGCACGGCGCAUGCUCUCAUGCCUCUCUGACAAGCGGAGGAUGAACUAUCCCCUGCUGUAAAACGCUCUGUGGUGAGGGGGUGAUGGCGGGUGCUGAGGUCACCGUGUCUGCAGGGGAUCUCAUGAUGGUGAAGGAGGAGGAAGGGGAAUCCAGUGGCAACAACCAUAAGACUCAAGUCAUCCUGCACCUACAGCCCAUCCUGCAUGGGAUAAAUGAUGACAUUGCUGACACCGGCACCACAGUCUUGGCCAUAGAGACACAUCAUGAAAACAGUAAAGCAGAUGGGGAGGAGAUCGAGUAUGGCUACCCCAUCACCUGUGGAGACAGCCGAGCGGUUCUUCUGUUUAAGAAGUUUGUGUGCCCUGGGAUCAACGUCAGAUGUGUCAAAUUCAAUGACCAGCUCAUCAGUCCCAAGCAGUUUGUCCACCUGGCAGGGAAAGCCACUCUGAAGGACUGGAAAAGGGCCAUCAGACUGGGAGGGGUAAUGCUCAGGAAAAUGAUGGACUCUGGCCAGAUAGAUUUCUACCAGCAUGACACGGUGUGCAGUAACACCUGCCGCAGCACUAAAUUUGAUGUGCUGAUCAACAGCACGCGGCUUCCUCCGGGGACUUCAGUGCAGCCGAGCCCGUCAUGUCUGGCUCUUGACCUUGUUGGAGGACAGGUGCCUCCCCUGACAGGAGAGGCUGUACAUGAUGCAGCAGAGGUAGAGGAGCCUUUGGAGGAGAAGUUCAGUGCAGCAGCAGAGUGGAGCCCUGGUCCAGCUCGGGAUGUAAAUCCCAUGACAGCCAACGGACAUGCUGUGAAGAGAAAGAGGGCUGACACACCUGAUGGAGUAUUGAGCCUGUGGAAGGGUGUGGCGGACUCAGGGCUGAUGGGCGAGGUCCUGUCCAGUCUCCAGACUGAAUUAUUAGCCACUCUUAAAGGAGUGGAGGUUCGCAGUGAGAAGGCCAACCUGCAGGAGACAGAUGCCGUCAUACUUAAUUCCCUGUGUAAGAUGUUUGGCCUUUUAGACUCAGUGAAGCAAGCUCUGGACCUGAAGCGCAGCCAGGACGAAGAGAACAAAAUCCAUAACAAUGUUUAUGCGCUCGAUGAGAUUUUGCAGGAGCGAAGGAAGCAGGGUUGCGAUAAAAGCACCUCCUACAAAAUUCAAUCCUUGAAACACCUACGACCUCAACGUCACAACCCGUCAAACCUGCUGUCCUCUGUCAAAACAAGCCCAGUGAUCCAGCCUCUCUCUGUUACUGGUUUAUCUGUUGCACCUUAUGCUCAGCUCACCAUCAGCCCUCAGCUCUUUACACAUUUCUCUGCCUCCACUGGCCAGCGCCACCAAGCCAGAGCUGGCAGGACUGACAGAGAUAGCCGUAAUGCCACGCUGGAGAGAGAGUGUGAGCUCGGUGAGACAGGGAACCAAGAGAAGCUUCGUAGGUUGGGGAAAGAGGAAGUGGAGGGAGAGGACACCUCAGGGAUCCACAAAGAGCCUGGACAGAGGACUGUUAAGUUUCAGGAAGACGCUCACCUUAGAAGUGAGGACAUAGAGGAGACAGAGGGCUUACAUGAUAUUGAAAAGGUGGUUAUAGGAAAAAAGGCAUCAAAGAAACAUAAAAGUAUGUGAGGGAGAGAGACGAUCUCUCUGGACUAAGUGAGGGAAUGUGCCUGAAACCUAAAGACUAAACAUUAUAUCGCCAAGCUGUUCUUUUUCCUCCUUGUAUGCUCUGACAUAUAUACUGCGCUUACUUCAGUCAGGGUUACUGUAGCGAGAUUAUGAGCACAGAUUUGCUCUUGCAUUGAUACCAUAAAUUACACACUUAGAAAGAGCAUUUUGGACAUGCUGACAGUCGAUGCAUUGAUCAGUAAAUUUACAGAAAAUUAAUUGGCAAGGGUUUUAGUAAUCGAGUUAUCAUUUAAAUCAUUAUCUAAGCAAUAAUCCAUAAAAUUCACUGAUUCCAGCUGCUCAAAUUUGAAACGUUUUCUUAGUCUUUGGGUUUUGGACUGUUGGUCGAACUGAAUUUGUGAUAUAAAGCUGUCACUUUGGGCUCUGGGAAAUUGCAAUGGGCAUUUUUGGUACUAUUUUAUGAAAUUUUAUAGACUAGAAAUGAUAAAUAAGCAAUAAUUUUUAUUAUUGUUAAUUAAAAUAAUGGUUAGUUGCAGCUAUAAAACACAGACGUCUCUCUUGUCUAUUGAAUCUAGUAAUAGAAGCAGUACUCUGUGAAAGUUUUUCUAAAUGUAUUAAAGAAAAAAAUCAGCUGCCUCUGAGAUGUAAAUAUAUUUGGUUCUAUUUAUGAUCUUUGUUGCUUACAUUUUCCCUUGUGUUAAAGUAGUUUGCGACUUUUUCAUGUCAUUAUGACAAAUUUUUCCUCAUACUUUUAUAAUUGAUUUCUAAUAACAUUUGUAAUGUAAAAUUUUGUGAUUUGCACUUAUGUGUUGAAUUUUAUAUCAUUUGGAUUUUGUGAAAUAUGUCUCACUCAGGCUUAUAUUUAGGCCCUUGUGAUAAUGCCUAAGAUCUAUGCACCAGACAUUCACUGUCUGAAGAACUGAAAUUCUUCUUGACAGUAAGACCUGUAAAGUAAAUAUUGUGACUGUUAAUGUGCCGUUGCUGUAUGCGGGAUUUUACUAACGUGCUGCAAGUAGAUAAUCGUAAAUUACUUUUCCCCUUCUCUUUAUGAUAAAAAAAUAUAAAGGAUAAAAAAUAUGUGAUGCACGAGAGUAUGAUGAAAAGGACACUAAUGUCUCGAACGACCUUGUAAGAUAAUGAGCACAUUUUAAAUAAAAACCUAUCUGUUUGA